AUGAUCAUGCAUCAUGGAAGAGAAAGCAAAAGAAGAAGAAGACAGGUUAUUAAGAUACCAAACGACGAUGUGUUGGAAGAGAUUAUAGUAAGGCUUCCAGUGAAAACCCUAACUAGAUUCCAAACCGUGUCUAAACACUGGAGGCAUACGAUAAAGUCUAGAAACGGGUCUAAGCCAAGCAUUCGUUACAAGACCAUGAGGUUGGAGUGGUCUUUGAGUCGUCUAGUGGGAGAAGAAGAAUAUUUAACUAGCAAGAAACACAAAGAGAGGCGGAUACUAUUUUCCAAGAGUGUGGAUGGUCUUUUUUGUUUAUAUAGUGGUGUGGACAUGAAACAGCCAAUUAUGGUGAUAAAUCCAGACACAAGAUGGUCUAAGAAGCUCCCUCUUGCUAGGAUUCAACGAAAGAAUUAUUUAGACAGCAACAAGGUAGAGUUCUCUCGCCUCGGGUUUGGAAAAGACAGCGUCACAGGAACAUACAAACUAGCGGUGAUUCCACCUCCUCCUAAUCAUGGGAUAAAGCAUGAGAAUAUGUCUUUCUGA
This is a messenger RNA of Arabidopsis thaliana (thale cress), 540 nucleotides long. RefSeq names its product F-box family protein. The record is from RefSeq and is marked reviewed. The coding region runs from base 1 to 540 and encodes 179 amino acids. The transcript is spliced from 3 exons. NCBI's taxonomy places the organism in Eukaryota, Viridiplantae, Streptophyta, Magnoliopsida, Brassicales, Brassicaceae.